UGCUGCUGCUUCAUUCAGCAAUGUGGAUUCGUUCUCUUGGAACCACAGUAUCUCAGCAGGUAAAGAAGAACAUCUGUGAAUAUCUUCUUCUUACCAAGGUUAGUUCCAUAUCCUUCUAUUCCUCUGUGAGUGUUGCUAAUACUUCUGAAAUUAAGAACUCUUCUUCUUUUAUUGUAAUAUCAUACCUAAUUAAUUCAGGUGGAUUAUCAGAGAAUGAAGCUAUUUCUGUUUCCAAGAAAAUCCAUUUUGAAACAACAUCAAAACCAGACUCAGUUAUUAGUCUACUUGAAAGCUAUGGAUUUACCAAGCCUUGCAUUUCAAAACUCAUUACUAAGAGACCAUCUAUACUCUCAUCUGAACCAGAGAUAUCCCUUAAACCCAAGUUUGAUUUUUUCAUAUCUAAAGGGAUUUCUGGAAUUGGCCUAGCAAAAUUCAUCUCCAGUGACCCACGUAUUCUUAGAGAGAGCCUAACAACCCAAAUAAUCCCAGUAUUUGAUAUCCUCAAGGGCAAUGUUCAUUGUGAUGAGAAUGUAAUUACCAUCCUCAGACGCCACCCAUGGAUUCUUGGGAACAAGUUAGGUAUCAAAAACAUGAUGCUCAACAUUGAGCUUUUGAGAGAUGAAGGUGUCCCUCAAUCCAAUAUUUCGAGGUUCUUAAUCGAGCAACCAAGAUCAUCUACGGUAACCACUGUUAAAUUCAAGGAGAUUAUAGAAGAGGUUAAGUCUAUGGGAUUCGAUCCUUCAAAAACUGCAUUUCUUCCUGCUAUCCAGACGUUGACAGGAAUGAGCAAAUCUACCUGGGAAAAGAAGAUGAAUGCAUAUAAGGGAUGGGGUUGGUCAGAAGACGUAAUUAUGAACGCAUUUAAGCAUCAAACUCAGUGUAUGGGGACUUCUGAGAAAAAGAUAACCUUGACCAUGGAUUACCUUGUGAAUCAAAUGGGUUGGAGCUCAUCUCUUAUCGCUAGCCACCCAGUGGUUUUUAGUUAUAGCUUGGAGAAGCGGAUCAUACCCAGGUGUUCAGUUUACAGAAUUUUAACUUCCAAAGGUCUGGUUAAGAAUCAAUUUGCCAUGAGUUCACUUAUAAUUAUGCCAGAGAAGGCUUUCUCAAUGAAGUUUGUAAAAGAGUAUGCUGAGGAAGUUCCAGAACUGUUGAAUGUCUAUCAAGGAAAGUUUAAUUCCCAAGAAUUGCCUAACAGUAGUGCCUCUGGAAGGUUAUCAGAAGGAAAAUAGGUAUUAACUCGAGAUCUUUCUUGUUGUUUUUAUUUGAUUGACAAUAUUUCCUUUUCUGUGGUAAGAGUUCUGUGAUUCGAGGGAUAAAAUAAUGUAUAUUGGUUUGUCUGCCCCUAGAUUCAAUUCGAGCUCACUGUUACAGAAUGAGAAUUUAAGGAAGGAAUUAUUAUCUGUAUUUUACAAUCCAUGAGUUUCUAUAUGUUUAUCAUAGAACCUCACACUAUCAAACAUUAUAUUCUAGAAGUCCAACAAAUGAUAAAUUCGAUAUAUUAGAUAUCCUG
Papaver somniferum (opium poppy) is the source of this 1510-nucleotide messenger RNA. RefSeq lists its product as uncharacterized. Lineage: Eukaryota; Viridiplantae; Streptophyta; Magnoliopsida; Ranunculales; Papaveraceae. Gene Ontology annotation, molecular function: double-stranded DNA binding. Gene Ontology annotation, cellular component: chloroplast. The transcript has a single exon. The record is from RefSeq and is a predicted model, not a curated record. Gene Ontology annotation, biological process: chloroplast organization; regulation of DNA-templated transcription. Bases 21 to 1229 code for a protein of 402 amino acids.